AUUUUAUAAAGUCAAUGAUUCAUGACAACAAAACUUUAUCCUAAAGAUAUAACAACAAGAACACGUCAAACCUACCAAAAAAAAUAAAAAAUAAAAAAUAAAAUCAAAAAGAAUAAUUCUUCCAUCAUUGAAGUUUUAAAUUCGUUGAACUUUUAAUGAUUAUGGAGCGAAGUAAAUUGUUAACGCUUUUGCUCUUGUUAGGUUUAAUUGGCGUUUCUUUUAGUAUAGAGCUCAAGCCCGAACAUGGUGUUCAUUUUCCGGUUUACAAUCACACGCUUGCCAAAAUUUUGGUUGAAUACAAUGCUGCAGUUUAUGAGUCAGACUUGACUGAACUAUUUACCUGGACAUGCUCACGAUGUAAUGGAAUGACAAAGGGUUUUGAGAUCAUAGAGCUUAUUGUUGAUGUCCAGCACUGCUUGCAGGCGUACGUUGGGUUUGCUAAGGAUCUGAAUGCCAUUAUUGUUGCAUUUAGGGGAACCCAGGAGCACAGCAUACAAAAUUGGGUUGAGGAUCUGUACUGGAAACAGCUUGAUUUGAAUUACCCUGACACGCCUGAUGCAAUGGUACACCAUGGAUUCUAUAAUGCUUAUCAUAACACCACACUGCGUCCUGGAGUCUUGGAUGCUGUUAAACGAGCAAAAAAAUUCUUUGGAGAAAUUGACCUUAUUGUGAUAGGACAUUCAAUGGGUGGGGCUAUGGCUGCCAUUUGUGCACUUGACCUCACGGUACAUCAUGGCAUAAAAAAUAUUCAGGUUACAACCUUUGGGCAACCACGGAUUGGAAAUGCAGCUUUUGCCUCUUACUAUAGCCAAUUUGUCCCUAAUACGAUUCGUGUCACUCAUGAGCAUGAUAUGGUGCCUCAUUUGCCUCCAUAUUAUCGUUAUUUCAGUCAAAAGACAUAUCAUCAUUUCCCUAGAGAGGUGUGGUUGUAUAAUAUCGGAUAUGGAAGUUUAAUUUACCCUGUUGAGAAGAUUUGUGAUUGUUCUGGUGAAGAUCCAUCUUGUAGCAGGUCAGUAAUGGGAAAUAGCGUAUUGGAUCAUCUGGUUUAUUACGGAGUUAAUUUACAGGCUGAGUCUUGGAAUUCAUGUAGAAUUGUGUCUGGUCCUCAUCUUUCAAGGUACACAACCGCAGAUAACACUGGAAAUAUUAUCUUGAGCAAGGAUCCUGGUUCUAUUCUUCACCUUGUAAAUGCAGUGUCAGGCGAUGGGGCAAGUGCAUCGUAAAAUGUCUAUGAAUUUGAGUACACCUGUAUCUUAGCUUUAGAAGAAUGGAUCCAAUCCUUGUAUGUUGUGAAAGGUGUAUGGUGGCACGGGGGUUGGAUAUUUGGAUGUGUAUAUUGCUUGCUUCGGAUGUAUGUAGGGAAAUAUCCAUGACUAAUGUAAAUAAACACACUGCUAGAUAACAUGUAAAUUAAAAUGUAAAUUAACAUUUCGUACACCUUCUCCAUGUAUUUGUACAUUGGAAGUUCAGGAUAUAUAUACCAUACGUUAGUAUGA
Messenger RNA from Spinacia oleracea (spinach), 1496 nucleotides. RefSeq names its product probable feruloyl esterase A. NCBI's taxonomy places the organism in Eukaryota, Viridiplantae, Streptophyta, Magnoliopsida, Caryophyllales, Amaranthaceae. The record is from RefSeq and is a predicted model, not a curated record. Gene Ontology annotation, biological process: lipid metabolic process. The transcript has 11 exons. The coding region runs from base 156 to 1223 and encodes 355 amino acids.